Bactrocera oleae (olive fruit fly) is the source of this 2612-nucleotide messenger RNA. RefSeq names its product odorant receptor 1a. Gene Ontology annotation, biological process: sensory perception of smell; detection of chemical stimulus involved in sensory perception of smell. The record is from RefSeq and is a predicted model, not a curated record. Gene Ontology annotation, molecular function: olfactory receptor activity; odorant binding. Gene Ontology annotation, cellular component: plasma membrane. NCBI's taxonomy places the organism in Eukaryota, Metazoa, Arthropoda, Insecta, Diptera, Tephritidae.
AAAAAGUUUUAUUGCGGGGAACUCGUCUUCAUAACCUCAGCCGAAAGUCAUUUUUAUUGUAGUUCGAUGGAAGUUUACUCUUAACAUGCUCUAGCUGAGCGAACAUACCAAACCAUUGUUAUUUUGUCUUAGAAGACGAAGAAUGUCCUAGGCGUCCAUAAAGUUUAAAAAUGAGGGACUAGAAGCAUUAUUCGAUAAAGAUUAUUGCCAAACAAAAUCAGAGCUCGCAAAAUCCUUGGGAAUCAUUCAAGCGUCCAUUUCAAAACAUCUAAACACAGCCGGUAUAUUCAAACGUAUAUGUCUCUUGGCUUCAAGCCUUUGAAAGACGAUUUUCUAUGUCAGAAAUGCUGCUUAAACGCUACAAAAAAAAGAGUAGUUUCUACAUCGAAUUGUAACUGAUGAUGAAAAAUGGAUCCGUUACGACAACCUUAAAUGCAAAUAAUCAUAUACGAAGCCUGACCAACCAGCCGAAUCGACGGAAAAGCCGAAUAUCCAUGACGCCAAGGAAAUGUCUUGUAUUUGGUGGGAUCAAGAGCUGUAUUAUGAGCUUCUAAAACCAGGUGAAACCAUUAAUAAAGAACGCUACCGAUAACAACUCAUCAAAUUGAAUCAGGACAGGAUGUGAAAAAUUGGUGACGUAUUUCUUUUGGGAUGGAAUGCACAAAUUGCAAAUAAAAUGAGUAAAUGUAUUAAGCUCGCAUAAAAAUACAUAGUUAUAGACCCAAUAGAAGCUUGGCUUCGUUACCCAGUGAAUAACUCGAAAAUAUAACACCAAGGUUUUCUUAAUAAUUUCAUAACACAUAUACAGUGGAGUCUCAUAACCCACUAUCUCAUUUACCCACUUUUGAAAAGUAGAAAUGUGAAAGGAUUUUGGUUCACCCUGUACAUUUAAGUAUGUACCAAAAGAAUUUCGAGAACAAUUGUAUAUCUAAAGCCGAACUUUGACCUUCAGCGCAAGUAAUUUGGUGCAUUUUAUGUAAGCGUCAAAACAACAAUAGAAAUUCUAUACCGUAUUUAUAAAAUUAUACACUCUUACACCAAACAAAUGGGCGUCUAGACGUAAUGAGCACCACAAACAACAUAAUUAACGUUGACGUAUGAUUGGUUGUAUAUACCAAGGAUUGAACAUAUGUUUAUAUGUUUGACUCAUAUAAAAGCAAUCGAACAGCCAAAGACUCACGCAUUCCGUGAAGUACAAAUCAAAAUGUACGAAUAUCUUCAAAUACAGCAUUUCAGUUUUCGCGUAAUCGGCAUUAAUUUGUGGGCGCAACGAGAUUAGCGCAUUACGAGUGCACCCUGCAGAUACCUUACCUGGACUCUGGCUACGGCAAUUAUUACGCUACUUAUGGGCUGCUACAUUUACACCAGCGAACAGGAUAAGGCUAUCCAAGUUUUAACAGUAUUUCUGCAAGGUGUGCUCUCUGUGAUCAAGAGUGGCAUGUUUGUGGCGAAGGGAAGACGCUUCAUAAAACUUAUACGGAGUUUAGAUAUGUUGGCGGAUGAAGCGAAUGUUAAAGAGGGAAGGGAAUGGAGGCAUGAGAACGACUGGCAACAACGCAUCGUGCGUGUUUACUAUAUUUGCUGCAUGUCAACGGGCACCCUGUAUUGUACAGUGCCUGCUAUCAUUUUACUAUAUAGCCGAUGUUUCAAUGAUCACACCAUGUUCAUACUGCCUUUCAAUGCUGCUUUUCCCUACGACACUGGUCACCCAUUCUUUUACACCGUCUCUUAUAUAUGGUGCAUCUCGUUCAUUGUCUACGCCAUACACGCCAUCGCCGCCAUGGAUUCGCUGUUUUGUUGGUUCAUCUUCAAUAUUUCCGCACACUUUCGCGCGCUGCAGCGUGAACUGGAAACUGUGGUCGCGGCAUCGGCUGGCGCAGAAGACGACUCUAGCUUGCAUAGCAGAAUCACCCAAACUUUGCACUAUCAUCGCCGCAUCAUGGAAUUAUCGGCGGAGUUUGACGAGCUCUACGCGCCCAUCGUGUUCAUCGAAAUCUCCGUUAGCUAUCUGAAACUCUGCUUCAGCGCUUAUAAUCUCAUCAAUCUGAGUGACAUAUCGGGGCUGCCGGUGUUAGCUGUUGGACUUGUCACAAUCACUUUCCAGUUGUGCAUUUAUUGUUUUAGUGGCGAAAAAAUUAAAAAUGUGAGCGAAGAGGUUUCUGAUCGUAUUUACUUAGCAUUCCCCUGGGAGCGUGUUCCGCCAUCUGUAAGGCGUUUACUACUUUUGCCACUGAUGCGCGCACAACGUGCUACCAAUUUAACGGGAUUUCUCUUCAUUGUCGAUCACAGCUUACUAGUGUGGAUAUUUAAAACUACCGGCUCCAUUAUAGGUUUUUUGUCGGCUACCAAAAGUGAAAACACAACUUCUUAAACUAUUUAAAAUUGAUUCUGUUAAAUACUAAAUUUUGUAAAUAUUAAUUUCUGCCAAUCUCAAUCCAUUUUCCUGAAUAUUAACUAUGAAUAUGUUUCCGAGGUUUUAACCCUCUAAGUAGCAUAGCAAAAAUGUUGGUAAGCAUGGAGCAGCUAACUUGCAAAAUAUCUGUAAUAAUAUUUAGCAAAAGUAUAGUGAGGACAAAACGAAUCUAGAACGGUAAAAAAUAGUAUUAAAAAUA